AUGCAGCAAAUACAACCGCAAAUGUUGCCAAAUGAUAUGAAUGCGAUGCAAAUAACUUCGCAUGUGAUAUUGCCCCAAGUGCCUGUGUUCAAGCCUCAUAUGAUAACAAGUGGUGUACAACAACAAUAUUAUGGUGGACACUAUGAAGCAUUUAUUAAAGAUCAACAUUGUCUUAUUACUAAAGUGGAGCCAGAUGUCCAACUUAUAAAUGAGAAACAUAUUGAAUAUAAAUCAGAGUUCAACCAGCAACAAGAAAAAGAUACUGCAACCAAAAAGAAGAGGACUCGAAGUCAAGUACCAAAUCCAAGCAAAUGGGCCUGUAAUGUACGGAAAAUAAAACAUCAAAAGGGUGAAGCAUAUAUUAGUCGGAGAGGGAAAUAUGUUCCAGAGAGACGUAUAAGAAAUACAAAAGACUGUCUCAAGUCAUGUAAAUAUAAGUGCAAUGAAAGGAUCAAUGAUGUGGACCGCGAGCAUAUAUUUAAAGCAUUUUAUUCUUUAAAUACUAAUGAAAAGAAACAUUUCCUUCUAAAUACAACUGAAAGGAAUUAUGUAAAACGUAAUAAAUCAGUGGAUAGUAACCAUAAAAGACAAUAUUCAUUCAAAUAUUUCUUUUUGGUUAGAGGUGUAAGGUAUACAGUAUGUAAGAAUUUCUAUUUAGGGACACUUGCAAUUUCACAAAAACCUGUAUAUAAUGUGCAUUCAGGUAAAUCUGAUAUGAAUCUACCGAAGCCUGAUGGACGUGGUCAGUCUGAAGCAAGUGCACAUUCCUUACCUUCAGAAAUAAAAGAUAGAGUUAGAAAGCACAUAAUGUCUUUCACAACAAUAGAUUCAAAACCAGUGAAGCAAUUUUCCAGAAAGAAACAAUACUUAGAAUCUAAACUGAGCAUAAAACAAAUGUAUACAAUGUAUUUUAGUGAUUGCAAUAAAGAAAAUUUGGUGUCUGUAAAAGAGUCGAUGUAUAGAAAGAUUUUUAAACAAGAAUUUAAUUUACAUUUUAAGAAAGAUAAGGCUGGCCAUCAACUUUGCUGUAGAUGCAAAGGGCCUAUUAAGAAGAAAUGA
This is a messenger RNA of Parnassius apollo (apollo), 1059 nucleotides long. Lineage: Eukaryota; Metazoa; Arthropoda; Insecta; Lepidoptera; Papilionidae. The record is from the annotation of a GenBank genome assembly.